CUAAAGUAAGUAUAUACCUACCUACUAUGUCAGUCUCAGUUCAUAUCAACACACCAUUGUGAGCAGACGAUAACGCAAUCGCCCAAAUAUAUACCGCACAAUGCCACUAAAACUGUAUAAAAUGGACUUGAGUCCACCUGCCUGCGCCGCCAUGAUGAUUUGCGAGAUCCACAACGCUCCGGUUGAGAUGAUUGAGCUGAAUCUUCUAGAAAAAGAGCAUUUGACGCCUGACUUUCUAAAGAAAAAUCCAAUGCAUACUAUUCCUAUGUUAGAAGAUGAUGAUUUGUUUAUACAUGAAAGCCACGUCAUUCUAACAUACAUUACAGAUAAGUAUGGAAAAGAUGAUUCACUGUAUCCUAAGGAUUUAAAGAAAAGAGCACUUGUAGACCAAAAAUUAUAUUUUGAUACUCUGCUAUUCAACCGAAUGAAAAAUAUUUCAUUCCCAGCUAUCUUUGAGGGUGUGCGACAGCCACCAGAAAAACUUUUGAAUGCUAUUCGCGAAGCCUACGACUUCUUGGAAGCAUUCCUCAAUACUACGAAGUUUGUUGCCGCUGACAAUAUGACUAUUGCUGAUGUAUCCAUAGCAGCUACCAUCGCUGCCUUGCGCUAUAUUAUUCCUAUUGCUGAUAAGUACCCUAAAAUUCAUGCAUGGUUCUCAUACAUGGAAAAGCAGCCAUUUUACCAAAAACGUACCGUUCCUGGAAAUGCCCAACUUAAGGCAAUCUUAGAGAAGAAUCUAGAUCUGUAAAUAUUUGAAAAUUUAAAAUAAAAUAAAAAAUAUUUUUUAACUAUUA
This is a messenger RNA of Bicyclus anynana (squinting bush brown), 794 nucleotides long. It is a transcript of the gene GSTe3, whose product is annotated as glutathione S-transferase 1. Bases 101 to 748 code for a protein of 215 amino acids. Gene Ontology annotation, molecular function: glutathione transferase activity. NCBI's taxonomy places the organism in Eukaryota, Metazoa, Arthropoda, Insecta, Lepidoptera, Nymphalidae. Gene Ontology annotation, biological process: glutathione metabolic process. The record is from RefSeq and is a predicted model, not a curated record. The transcript has 6 exons.